Ectocarpus siliculosus is the source of this 2034-nucleotide messenger RNA. The record is from the annotation of a GenBank genome assembly. NCBI's taxonomy places the organism in Eukaryota, Phaeophyceae, Ectocarpales, Ectocarpaceae.
AUGGCGUCGUACAUCGUCACAGGGGUGCACGCUGCAGCUAGAGCCGGCAAGCUGCAGAAGGUGCAAGAUUUCAUUGCCAAAGGGGGCGAUGUUAACAAGCCGGAUCGAGAGCAUUGCAGCCCGCUCAUGUGGGCUUGCUGGGGGGGGCACGUGGAGAUCGUCAAGAGAUUGCUUGACGAGGGGGCCAAGCCUGAUACUUUCAGCCACCAGCACGCAAGCGCCAUGCACUGGGCGACGUGGGGAGGGCACACCGAGAUCGUCAAGUUGCUUUUGGAGCACAAGGUGUCCCUGGAUGAGAGCGAUGAGCAGGAUGGUACCCCCCUGCACUAUGCGGCGAAAAAGGGUUUCGUAGGUCUCGCUAAGGUGCUUGUGGGAGCGGGAGCUACCAUCGAUGUCCGCAACGUCAAGAACAUGACUCCUCUACACUUGGCAUGCCACUACAAUAAGGUGGAGGUGGCGCGCUUCCUCAUCCUCAAGCACGCCGGGGUGGGAUGCACUGACCACAUCAAUCGAACACCGCUUCACUACGCCUGCCUCAAGUCUCACAUCAACUCGGUCCGCUUGCUGCUCGAGUGGGGAGCGGAAGUUAUGGUCAUCGACAACAAGGGGAAGCUCCCCCUGCACCUAGUGGGGCAAAGCGCCUCGCAGAAAAACAGGGGGAAAAGCGAGGACAUCAUCAAGCUCCUCAAGAACAAGAUGCCCGAGGACGACGAUCAAGGACUAGAUGGAUCGUACCACCCCGAGUCUGAUGGCACUCUCAUGGGAGCGGCGAUGUCGGUGGCAAAGAAUGUUGCGAGCCAUACUAGCACGUCGUCCACUACCGGUGAAGCAGCAGCCAAUACCACGCCUACGGCUGCCGCGGACGCUGUCGUCGACAAAGCUGCCGUAUCAACAAGUGGGGCUUCCAAGGCAACAAACGGGGAAUCACCGAGGGCCGACAGACAGGAAACGAUCCCUCCAAGCGGCGAUUCGAACGGGCUCGUGGAUGGAGCUCCACCGGAGCAAACAAAGACGGCCGCGAAGUCAGAUGCACCUGCUCCUGCACGAAAGAGCUCUUUAUUGUUUGGUGUUGGGGGGGGCAAUGCGAAGCAGCCGCCGGAACAAGGUGGCGUAGCGGAUCGACGCUCGUCCGGCGCAGGAGGACAGAACUCGAGGGGAAACUCGCCUGCAGCUGCGCCGAGCGGGGCACAGGGUGCAGGUGGAGGGGACCGCGCCAGGAAGAAGUCGACCAUCAACCUGACGAUGGCGGACGGAAUGGUGAGCAUUGGCGAUGGGAAGCCGGGGAACGAAGCCUCCCCUACCAACAAGCGCCGUGGAAGCACUUACGGGAUGACUACCGUGCCAGCUGCACCAGCUCCUGCUAGCCGGGUCAAGCGCUCACCUCAGGGUUCCGUGACAGGGGAGUCUUCAACGAAAGGAAGCGAACGUGAUGACAUGGAGGAAGUUAGCAACGAAGAAGUCGCGUACGAGAUGGCGUUGGAGCAGAUCAUCGCCGACCUGGACGACCUCGAAGAACGCGUGGAGAACCUUAACGUCGACCAGAAAACGAACGAGGACAUUCUGCUCAAUGUGCUCAAGAGAGUAGACGAGACGGAAAAGGAUUUGAGAAAGAUGAAACGCACGACGAUCGCGAAAGACUUUGAGGCGAAGCAAGCGAACCCUGAUGGGGCCCUCGACCGCACGCUAGGCAAUGAGCCACCGCUGGCUCCAAAUCUUGGUGGAACCACGGCGGCUUCUGGCGCUGACUGGUCGGGAAACGGCAUUGCCGCUGACCAGUUUGCUAGUAAGGACGAGCUUGGGGAGUUGAGGCAGGCAGUGGCGAUGAAGGACAAGGAGUUGCGGGAUAUUCGAGACCGGAUGCAGGACAAAGAGGGAGAGUUGGACACCUUGCGGAAAGCAGGGAAAAAUCUACGGGAAAGACUCGACGAGAAGGAGGUGGAAACUCGUGGAAUCAUGGAUCGGCUUUCUCGCAUGGAGGACACAGCUCGGAAAGUCUCUGCGGCGUCGGGGGGCUGUAAUUGUACUAUUAUGUGA